This is a messenger RNA of Acipenser ruthenus (sterlet), 11898 nucleotides long. RefSeq names its product laminin subunit alpha-5-like. The record is from RefSeq and is a predicted model, not a curated record. Gene Ontology annotation, molecular function: signaling receptor binding. Gene Ontology annotation, cellular component: basement membrane. Gene Ontology annotation, biological process: regulation of cell adhesion; regulation of cell migration; regulation of embryonic development. The transcript is spliced from 80 exons. NCBI's taxonomy places the organism in Eukaryota, Metazoa, Chordata, Actinopteri, Acipenseriformes, Acipenseridae. The coding region runs from base 246 to 11306 and encodes 3686 amino acids.
GAGUGGGGGUAACCGAAAUUGAUGCAUCAUCAGUUGAUUAGGUUUCCCUGGUGAGUUUGAACGCUGAGAAUUCCGAGUUCCCAAAGCUCUCUCUUUUCACUUGGACGCGGGAGGUGCAGCGGUGCCAGAGGUUCAUUUGACUGAAGAGACCGUACGGCACUGCAGCUAUGAACUAAACUACGGGCUGUACAUUUAUUUUCUUCGGGAUUAGUAUAUUUUCUUUUAUUUUUUUUUCCCAGGUGAAGAUGGCGAAAAGAACAGUGGAAUUAAAUGGGACCGUGGCUUGUGCGGCUUGCUUUUUAGUGAUUUUAUCCACUUUGUCGGUAGUCUCUGGACAGACACUUCCCACAAACGGAGUGAAUGGAUUUAGUUUGCAUCCACCUUACUUCAAUUUAGCAGAAGGCACUAAAAUCACUGCCACCGCAACCUGUGGGGAGGAUGGAAACGGAAAAGCUAUCCAGGAUCUUUACUGCAAACUUGUUGGAGGGCCAGUAUCGGGGGACCCGAGCCAGACUAUCCAGGGUCAGUACUGCGACACUUGCAGAGCUGGGGACAGUGAUAGAGCCCACCCCAUCACCAACGCUAUCGACGGGACUGAGCGCUGGUGGCAGAGCCCGCCGCUCUCCCGGAGCCUGGAGUACAACAAGGUCAAUGUCACCCUGGACCUGGGACAGCUCUUCCACGUUGCCUAUGUGCUCAUCAAGUUUGCCAAUUCACCGAGGCCAGAUCUCUGGGUACUUGAAAGAUCCAUCAACUUUGGAGACACCUACCAGCCCUGGCAGUACUUUGCCUCUUCGAAGAGGGACUGCAUUGAAAGGUUUGGCCCGAGGACGAUUGAGCGCAUUACCAACGACAACGAUGUCAUCUGCACCAGUGAAUAUUCAAGGAUUGUCCCACUGGAGAACGGAGAGAUUGUUGUUUCCCUGGUUAAUGGUCGACCCGGUGCCAUGAACUUCUCCUAUUCACCCGUCCUGCGGAAUUUCACCAAAGCCACCAACAUCAGACUGCGCUUUCUCAGGACCAACACCCUUCUGGGACACCUCAUGGGCAAAGCUCUGCGUGACCCAACCGUCACCAGGAGGUAUUACUACAGCAUCAAGGAUAUCAGCAUAGGGGGACGCUGUGUUUGCAAUGGCCAUGCAGAGGCUUGUGAUGCCAAGGACCCUACCAAUCCUUACAGGUUGCAGUGUGAUUGUCAACACAACACCUGCGGAGGGUCAUGUGACCAAUGUUGUCCGGGAUACAACCAGAUGCCAUGGAAACCAGCUACUACAGACAAUGCCAACGAGUGUGAACCCUGCAAUUGCAACAACCAUUCAUUUGACUGUUACUAUGACCCAGAAGUGGAUCGGAGGAAGGCCAGUGUCGAUAUCAAUGGCAGAUACCUGGGAGGAGGAUUCUGCAUGGAGUGUCAGCACCACACCACUGGGAUUAACUGUGAACGCUGCAUUCCUGGUUUCUACAGGUCACCUGACCACCCAGUAGACUCGCCAUUCGCCUGUGCAGCUUGUGCCUGUGAUUCUGAGUUCACUGACGGAACCUGCGAGGACCUGACCGGACGCUGUUACUGCAAGCCGAAUUUCACGGGGGAGAACUGCGCCUCCUGCGCAGAGGGAUAUACCGGCUUCCCUGUCUGUUACCCUGUUCCUACCUACCCAAAUACGGACAAUGGAGAACUGCUUCCUCCAGCUGGAUCCAUAAUCAACUGUGAGUGUAACGCUGCCGGUACAGAGGGGAACUUGUGCCGGCCAGACCCCAGGAACAGGAUAUGCGUCUGCAAACCCAACUUCGAGGGAGUUCACUGCGAUCAAUGCAUCCCGAGGCAUUUCGGACUGAACUGUCAACCCUGCCAGUGCUCUGGGCCGGGCGUGUUUGACGGAGGCUGCAACGCGGAGACGGGCCAGUGCUUCUGCCGCAGUGGGUUCCAGGGGUACCUGUGUGACCAGUGUGCCCCAGGGUACUUCAACUACCCCCUCUGCCAGCUAUGUGGGUGCAGCACAGUGGGGUCAGUACCAGAGGGCUGUGACCCUUCAGGCCGCUGUCUCUGCAAGCCAGAGUUUACAGGACCUCGCUGUGAGCAGUGCAAAUCCGGCUUUCACUCCUACCCCAAUUGUCAAGUUUGCUCCUGUGAUCCUCGUGGCUCGGCAGGUAAUGGCUGCAGUCCAGCCGGUCACUGCCAAUGCCGGCCCAACUUCACUGGCCCAACCUGUAAUCAGUGUGCACCUGGUUACUACGGAUACCCCAGCUGCACAGCAUGCCAGUGCUCCAUCGAGGGCUCUCGCCACAGUUCCUGUAACCAGGAGACUGGCCAGUGCAACUGCCUUGCGAACGUGGGAGGUCAGCACUGUGAUUUCUGCGCACACGGAGCCUACGGCUUCCCUCUCUGUCAAGUUGGUUCCUGCAAUCCUGAUGGUUCAAUUCAGAAUGGGCUUUUGCCUUCAGCUGGUUCCUGUAACUGCCGCCCAUAUGUCCAAGGAGCUGCCUGUGACACCUGCAAACCUCUGUACUGGAACCUCACUCCGGAUAACCCAUACGGAUGCACUAGCUGUCGCUGCAGUACAGAAGGCACGAUCAGCUCAGUUGCUGAAUGCUCACAGGGUAAUGGCCAGUGCUUCUGCAAGCCUAACGUGUGCAGUCGAACCUGCUCGGUGUGCAAGGAUGGCUACAACAAUCUGGAGAGAACAAACUUCUUUGGAUGUCAGGGGUGCCAGUGUGAUAUCGGCGGGUCUAUAGGUCUGACUUGUGAUGAUCGAACUGGAAGGUGCCAGUGUAGAAAGAAUGUAGAAGGACUCAAGUGCAACCAGCCAAAGAGGAACCAUUACUUUCCUGAUCUCCAUCACCUGAAGUUUGAGAUUGAAGACGGGACCAUGAUGGAUGGCAGGCCAGUGCGCUUCAACUACAAUCCGCUAGAGUUUGAGGCUUUCAGCUGGAGGGGUUAUGCCCAGAUGUCAUCCAUCCAGCCAAGGGUAGUGGUGGCUUUCAAUGUGAGCUCUCCUGACCUGUUUCACGUAGUCUUUCGCUACGUCAACCGGGGUACCACAGAUGUCAAGGGCAGAGUGUCAGUCCUGGAAGAAGGAAAGCAUGUUCUCUGUAGCAACUGCUCGGACCAGUCCAAGCAGAUCAUCUUUGCCCCAGGCUCGGAGCCCUCCUUCGUCACAGUGCCCCAGAACAGCUUUGUGGAGCCAUUCGUCCUGAACCCUGGCACCUGGUCCAUCAUCAUCGAGGCCCAAGACAUUUUGCUGGAUUUCCUGGUAUUGUUGCCUAGUGCAUACUAUGAAGCCCCUGUCCUUCAACUGAAAGUCACAGAGGCCUGCAAAUACAAACCCAGCCCUGAAGAAGCCAAGAAAAACUGCCUGCUGUACAAGUAUCUCUCGCUUGAUGGUUUUCUCUCAGCCCCUGGUAUUGACGGGACCUGCAGGUUUAACAACCACCUGCCUAGACGCUGCCAGAGCGAGACCCUUACCCCAAGACACCCUCCCAUGGCUAUCUGCAGCGGGAACGAUAUAAACGUGCAGUUGAAGAUAACUGUCCCCCGACCUAGUGGCUACGUCUUGGUAGUGGAGUAUGCGAACGAAGACGAAUCGUCUCAAACCCUCAGCAUCUCUGUGAACACGCCAGGAAGGCAGACUCAGCAGGAAAGCAUCAUUCUCUACAGCUGCAAAUACAGUUUCUUGUGCCGUGGAGUGGCUGUUGAUGGCAAGAAUCGAGUGGCUGUCUUUGGACUAACAACAGAAGGAGAUGUGCAGUUUAUUGCAGACACAGCUAAUUUCUUCUUGUACAAGGUGUACCUAAUCCCUCAUGAAGAGUUCACUAUGGAGUAUGUAGAACCUAAGAUGCACUGUAUCAGUACACAUGGGACCUUUUCACCUGACAGUGGUGCCUGUAUCCCUUCCCGAUUCCAGACACCCUCCCAGUCGACAGUCCUGAAGGAUGGACUGGCAUCCCUGGUUCCUGAGGCUCCUCUCCUCUCAAUGGAAUCACAAGUCUUCUCUGCAGACAGACUAGAGGGGCCACAGCAGGUUGAGAACCAACCACGGACUGCGGUAGACAACCCAGAGCUGACCCGGCUUGACGGCUCCCAGAACGCUGUUAUGUAUUCGACCCGUGUUCAGACGCUGGGACGCUAUGCCUUUAUUCUGCACUUUUACCAGCCCAACCACCCCACCUUCCCCGUGCAAGUCUACCUAAACGGGGGCCGCAUCUGGCAAGGUGAAGCCAAUGCAACCUUCUGCCCACACGGCUUUGGCUGCCGCAGUCUUAUGAUCUCGGAAAAUCAAAUCAUCCUGGAUGUGACGGACAAUGAAGUCUUCAUUACUAUCAAAGUUCCCAGGGGCAAAAUGGUCUGGCUGGACUACGUUAUGGUUGUCCCAGAGGCAAGUUACAGCUCAAACUAUCUUGUGGAGGAACCUCUGGACAAGUCCUAUGACUUCAUCAGCCACUGUGGAGCCAAUAGCUUCUAUAUCAACCCUACGAUUUCGACUCCAUUCUGCCGGGAAUCUGCCAUCUCGCUCUCGGUGUUCUACAACAAUGGCGCCCUGCCCUGUGGGUGCCACGAGGUAGGCGCUGUGAGCACAGCCUGCGAUACCUUCGGGGGAAAGUGUAACUGCCGGCCUAACGUCAUUGGAAGAGACUGCUCGCGCUGUGCCACCGGCUACUGGGGCUUCCCCAACUGCAGGCCAUGCCAGUGUGGGACGCGGCUGUGUAACGAGGUGACGGGACAGUGCAUCUGCCCCCCACACACCGUAAAGCCUGAGUGUACCAUCUGCGAGCCCCAGACCUUCGGCUGCCACCCUCUGGUGGGCUGUGAGGAGUGUAACUGCUCCCGUUCGGGGGUCUCGACGCUCACCGACAUGGGCUGCAACAUCGAGAACGGGCAGUGCAAAUGCAAGGACAAAAUUAUCGGGCGGCAGUGUGAUCGCUGUGCCGCUGGUUUCUAUGGUUACCCCAACUGCCGGCAGUGUGAAUGCAGCGAGGCCGGCACCGAGGAUGAUAUCUGUGACUCUGUCACCGGGCAGUGCCACUGUAAGGAAAACGUGGAAGGUCCGAGGUGUGGCCAGUGUCGAGUGGGGACCUUCCACCUGGACCCUGCCAAUCCCAAGGGCUGCACCAGCUGCUUCUGUUUCGGAGCGACUGAUCGCUGUCGCAGCUCUGACAAGCGCAGAACCCAGACAGUGGACAUGAACGGCUGGGUGCUGCUGAGCGGGGAGCGGCAGGAGCUGGCAGUGUCUGUCAGUCCGGAGCGGGGCUUGGUGGAAGCAGACCUCAGGGACGUGCCCGAUGUCUAUCAAGAGCUACACUGGCACGCUCCGCAGAGUUACCAUGGAGACAGGGUUUCCUCAUACGGGGGGUUCUUGCGCUACCGGCUGCACUCCCAGUCUCUACCUAUCAGGGGCGAUGUUGCACCUCCUCCGCUGGAAUCCGCUCGUCCCGAUGUCAUUCUGAAGGGGAACAAGAUGACCUUGGUGUACCAGGAUAAGAGCUACCCGGACCCUGGACAACUGCAUGAAGGGAACGUCCAUCUGAUUGAGGGUAAUUUCCGUCACGCUCAGACGCGGAACAGCGUGUCACGGGAGGAGCUCAUGAUGGUGCUGGUGGGUCUGGAGGUGCUGCAGAUCCGCGCCCUGCACUCGCAGUCCUCUGUGUCCGUGUCACUGGAGCGAGUUGUUCUGGAGGGGGCGUCCCAGGCCACAUCGGGCAGCGCCGCCAGCAAUGUGGAGAUCUGCAUGUGCCCUGCCAACUACCGUGGGGAAUCUUGCCAGGAAUGUGCCCCGGGCUUCUACAGGGACACCAAAGGGCUGUUCCUGGGCAAAUGUGUUCCCUGUAACUGCAACGGGCACUCAGACGAGUGCCUGCCUGGCUCGGGGAUAUGUGUCAACUGCCAGCACAACACAGAGGGGAAUCACUGUGAGACGUGUCGGAAUGGUUUCCUUGGCAACUCCACCGCUGGGCAGACCCAGUCAUGCACGGGCUGCCCCUGCCCCCUCCAGGUCUCCUCCAACAACUUUGCAAUUGGAUGUGUUGAGAGAUCCUCUAGCAUGCAGUGCUUGUGUAUGCCUGGUUACGCUGGUCCUAAAUGUGAAAGGUGUGCCCCUGGUUUCUAUGGAAACCCAAUGGUGAUUGGAAGCUCCUGUCAGCCGUGUCAAUGUAAUGGCAACACAGAUGCGAACAUGCUGUUCAGCGACUGUGAUUCCCUGAUGGGAAUCUGCAUCGGGUGCAUGCAUAACACUGCGGGACCUCACUGUGAAAUCUGCGCUCCUGGGUACUUUGGAGAUGCAAUUAUAGCCAAGAACUGUACAAACUGUAACUGCUCUCCGUGUGGGACUGCAUCAUGUGACCCUCGAACUGGCCAGUGCCAGUGCAAGCCUGGUGUCACUGGAGCCCGUUGUGAUCGCUGUAAGGACGGGUUCUACGGCUAUGACUCGUGCACCGGGUGCCAGCGUUGUGACUGUGACAGCGCCGCUGCUCUCACCCAGGCCUGCAACCCACAGAACGGGCAGUGCUCUUGCCAGCCCGGGGUUAGUGGCCCUCAGUGUCUGCAGUGUGCGCCUGGCUUCUGGGGCUAUACCUCGGACGGCUGCACAAGAUGUGACUGUAAGGGGGGCUCCUGUAACCCUCGCAGUGGCGAGUGUACCUGCAGUGAUGGGCUCACUGGGAAGCAGUGCGACUCCUGCCUUCAGAAGCUUGCGGUCCCAGUGGUGAACGGACAGGGCUCUCUCAAUUGCCAGACUUGUGACAGCUGUGUGGUGGUGCUGCUGGACGACCUGGACAGCAUGAAGGGCCUGUUCCCAGUGAUCCGAGACCAGCUGACCAACCUGAAUGCCAGCUCUAUCGCCUGGGGCCGUCUGCGGGGGCUGGACGAAUCCAUCGACAGCGUAACCAACAAGCUUUACGACUAUAAGCAUGUGCUGGAUGACAACAAGCAGAAAGUGGAUGAACUGGAGAACGAAGACAUGAAUCUCUCGCAAGAUCUAGACAUGCUGGAGGAAAGGGCUGCACUGGCUAACAGGAAAGUGCACAAGCUGGAAGACAACAUUGCUGCGACUCGCCAGCGUGCAGAGGACUUGAUCAAACACAUCGGGGACAUCAUGAAGGCUGUGCAAGAUGGCAUUGGCCUGGUGAAUAAAACCUCUGCGAAUGAGACCCAUUCAACAGAGGAUCUUAGGAAGAAGCUGUCCGAGGUGGAGAAGUUGCUGAGGCAGAUGAGGGACACAGCUUUCUGCAACCAGAAAAAACUAGCUGAAGACGAGCUGAAAAAGGCAAAAGACUUGCUGGGCCGAGUGGACAACGACAUGGCGAAACGCUCAAAGGAAAACGACGGGCUGGUGGAUGACAUUAGGGACCAAUUGACCAAGUACAACACAGAGCUGAUGGACCUGAGGGACGCGCUGAACGAAGCCGUGAACCAGACCGCCCAGGUGGAGGACCUGAACAACCGCAACGAGAACCUGCUGGACGAGAGCCGGAAAAAGAACAGUGAUCUGCAGCGAGCGCUGGCGGAGGUGAAGGACUUGCUGACGAUGGCAGAGGACGUACUCUUUCAGGUUACAGACCUCCUACAAAUGCUUGAGGAUUCCAAAGAGGACUAUGAGAAGCUGGCUGCUAAUCUGGAUGGAGCAAGGAAGCGCCUAUUGGAGAAGGUGCAGAAGUUUGCUUCGGCAAGCACCAAGAUCCCCCUUGUGGAGGAGGCAGAGAGACAUGCGGAACUGCUCCACCAGCUGUCCAAAAACCUCUCCAGUGUGAUUCAGGACACCAACCAAGACGGGUUCAUCCAGCGAGCCAUCAAUGCCUCCAAUGCCUACUCUAGCAUCAUAGAAGCUGUCAGGAAUGCAGAGAAUGCAGCGAAAAAGGCUGAUGAGGCAGCUACCAAUGCACUGGAGAAUGUGAAGAACGAAGAUCUUGGUGAAGAAGCGGACAGGCUGAAAAAGAAAAGCAACGUGCUGCUUGAGGAUGCCAAGAAUGUGCAAACCAGUUUGAACGAUCUAAAGCCACAACUCAAAGAAGCAAAGAAAAGACUGCAAGAUGCCAAAGACAAAAAGGAGCAGCUUCUAAAGGACCUGAAAGACGCACAGAGCAUGCUCAACAUCGACAAAGGUAGUACUGAAGAAAAUAUUAAAAACGCCAAGGCGGCUGCAGAAGACGCCAAGACGAAAGCAGAGAACGUGGAACGCACCCUGAAUCCCAUCAAAGAGAAACUGGAUCAGUGGAAGGACCAGUAUGGCAACUCCAGCGGCACCAAUGAGGACUUCAAAAAUGCUUUCAAAGAUGCCAACAGUUCAGUUCUAUCACUUGGAGACACGAUACCGCUGCUGAUCAAGAAACUGGACAAGCUGCAGAGCCGAUCGACGCAGAUGCCAAACAUUUCCAAAAACAUCGAGCGAAUCCGGGAUCUUAUCUCACAGGCUCGGAACGCUGCCAGUAAGGUGAGUGUGCCAAUGAAGUUUGAUGGUACCUCAGGCGUGCAGCUGAGAAACCCCAACAACCUGCUGGAUGUGGCCCCAUACACCAGCCUCAAGUUCUACAUCUCCCUGCUCGAAGGAAAGAAAAAACGUCAGACCGAGUCAGAGAAGCAGUUUGUUUUCUACCUCGGAAACAAAGAUGCAACUAAGGGAUUCCUUGGCAUGUCGAUCGAGGGGAAGAAGCUGAAAUGGUUUUUCAACGUGGGGGGCCAGACGGCCGAGCUGCUGAACGAGCAAACCAUCAGCACAGACGCUUUCAACAUGAUCAAAUUAGAAAGGAUCUUGCAGUAUGGACAGAUGUCUGUCACUGUAGACAAAACCACUUCUCUUGUGACUAAGGGAAAUACCGUGGCCGGUGGAGACGAAGGUCUGCUUAAGCUCACUCCGAGCGACACCGUCUUCUACGUGGGCGGCUACCCUCCAGACUUCUUGCCCCCUCCUGAGCUCCGGCUCAGCAAAUUCCAAGGCUGCAUCGAGAUGGAUUCCCUGAAUGAAGAGGUCAUCAGCCUUUACAACUUCGAAAAGAACUUCAUGGUUGACACGGUCAAAGACCGGCCCUGUGGAAGAAAGAAGUCGGUCACAGAGCCCUGGAUCAACGACGGUUCCUACUUUGAUGGCUCCGGUUUUGCUGCAGUUGAAAUCCAGUCCGGUUUACCAGGGACAAGCCGAUUUGAGCAGGAGGUCAAAGUGCUCUCCUAUAACGGCAUCCUGUUCUUCCUUGAGGGAGAGGGUCAUUUCAUUUGCAUUGCUGUCAAGGAUGGAGAUUUGAAACUUUACUAUGACUUCAACGGUGAACUUAAGGAAGCCCCUACUACCAAUAUGGACCUAAAAAUCAGUGAUGCCAAAUCCAAAGGGAUCCAGAUCAUCCUUCGUGAACCCAAUGGUAACAUGAAAGUGUACAUCAGGUUGGAGCGAAAGAUUGCCUUUAACGUGGAGCACAGUGGCAGUCCGCUGAACUUUAACAGCGUCUACUACAUUGGAGGCGUGCCGGAGGAGAUACUCCCCAACAAAUUGAAGCCUCUGUUCCCUAAUGGAGGAUCUAUCAAAGGCUGUGUUAGGAGCAUUAAGGCUAUAGACAAAUACAUUGACCUGAAACGCAUGAAUACCACUGGGGUCAGCCACGGGUGCUCUCCAGACUUCCUGGUUGCUCGAACAGCUAGGUUCACAGGCAAUGGAUACCUGGACCUGUCAUUGGACAAUGUCCCCAGUCUGCUGGACAAUUUCUACUCAGGCUUCGGCUUCAGGACAAGUCAGAGCAACGGACUCCUGUUCUACCACAAAACCACGGUGGGACACUGCCAAGUAUUACUGGAAAAUAGCAGGCUGGUGGUGAACUCUAACAGUGGUGCAAUUAAAACCAAAAAUCUUUAUUCUGACGACAUGAAUCACUACGUGGCUUUAUACGUCAACAAAAACGGGGUCCGGCUGUAUGUGGAUAAUAUUCUGGAGGGCAGCAGCGUGGGGAGAAGGAAGCGACAUCCCCGGGAAGUUGUUCUGGAGAAGUUUUACUUGGGCGGUGCUCCGGAUGCUAGCCUGGGCUCCAACCUGACUGGCUGCAUCAGCAACAUGUUUGUUAAAAGGGAGAACGAUGAGCAGAUGGUGGUGGACUUCCUGCAGUCCAGUCUGGUGCAGGUGUCUCUGAACUGUCCGAGCAGCAGAGAACCACAACAGAUCCGGGCGUUGGUCAAAAAGAACAAGAUGCGGUCUAAAGCCACACUGAAAGCGUCCCGGAAUCGUAUCGUGGAGCGAUCCUGUCGGUCUAAACAGCCCAAAAUCAUUAGUGGAGCAUUCCAGUUUAGCGGCUUCGGGACGAGCCGACUGGAAUUCAACAAUGUCCCAGAGUCCUUCCGGGACAGGUCCCACUUUUCAAUGGAUGUCCGGCUGAAUUCUUCCUCCGGACUGCUGUUCUACGUCUCUAAUGAGAAGGAGAACUCGCUAAUGGCCCUUUCGGUGUCAAGUGGACGUUUGGUACUCCUGGUCAGCAUCGCCGGAAAGAAACUAAAAACGCGAAGCCAAGAAAAGUACAACGAUGGCCAGUGGCAUACAGUCUUUUUCAGCAGAGAGAAGAACAGAGUCCACUUGGUCACUGAUGGACUGAAAGCUCAGACCGGCACGCUGUCCAGCACCGGACAGCUGCUGGUCAAUCCACCAUUCUACGUGGGAGGGGUUCCAGCAGGGAAAGGCAGGACACUCACCACAGAGCUCUCAGUCAGCGGCUUCGUCGGCUGUAUCAAGAACCUGAAACUGGACGGCAAGUCGCUGGAUCCCCCCUCCAGCACCUUCGGGGUGGGCCCCUGCUCCGAGAGCAGCCUGGAGGAUGGGGUCUACUUCGCAGCAGGCGGAGGGCAUCUCGCUCUCGACAAUUCUUUUGCAGUCAGUCAGGACUUUGAAAUGAUGCUGGAGGUUCGUCCUGUGACUGACACAGGCCUGCUGUUCCACAUCGGAAGGAAGAGACACUACCUCACUCUUUAUGCAGAAAAUGGGGAGGUGACUGUCAAAGUAAAUAACGGCGGUGGAGAAUUCUCAGCAUCGGUAAUCCCUGAGCAGUCUCUCUGCAACGGCCGCUGGCACCACAUUGCAGUUAUUAAACGCAACAACGUUAUUCAACUGGAUGUCGAUACAAAAGGAAAGCACGCAGUAGGACCAACGCGGCCACACUCCUCCAGUACCAAAGAGAUGUUAUAUUUAGGAGGAGUGCCAGACACUGUUGACCUACCUGGACUAUCGUCUCCACGCCCCUCUUUCUACGGCUGUGUAAGGAAUCUCGUCAUCAACCAAUCCCCUGUGCAUCUAUCCCGAGCAGGUGCUAUCUACGGUGCAGUUGGAGUCGGGGGCUGUCCGGUUAUGUAGAGAAUAUGUCAUUCAACAAUGCUUAACAUGUUCACCGCAUGUCCCAACACCAAAAACAAAUGUAUAGGUGAAUUUAAACAUCUAUAUUUUUUUAUUUUGAAUACUACAUUAGUCAUUUCAGACCGCUAAUUGCACUGUUUUUUUUAAUCAAUAUUAAAGUAACUGUAACGGUAGGCCCAUUUCAGUGUACCAAAAGUACUAUGGUUUUAUAAUGUACUGUAACCUAUUUUCUCCAGCAGGUGCCAAUGUUUAGAAAAUAAAUAUUUUACCCCCCAUUAAACUAUGGUCUGACUCUGCCCUUAUGCUAUGAAUUAAACUCCACACCUCCCACACCAGAUCUACAUGUGCACUUACUCCUGCAUUAUCACCCACUUACUGUAUUUGAAUUGAUUUGUAAAAAGUUGUUUUUUUUCUUUUUGGUAUGAUGGGAUAAAUAUUGAAAAAUUGUUAAACACUGGUUGUAUAUAUUAUAUUUCAACCUGAAAAAGUUUAUUAUGAAUGACCCCUGCAUUUCAGUAUGCAUAAUUGUUGUAAAUCAUUGGUACAUACUUUUUUUAUGGUGUCAAAAUAAAAGUUUCUUAUCACUUUUAAA